AUGGCGAACUUAACCUUAACGGGAAUACUUGAGAAGAUGACGGGGAAGGACAAGGAUUACAGAUACAUGGCAACUUCUGAUUUGCUUAAUGAAUUAAACAAAGAGGGAUUCAUACUUGACGUUGACCUCGAAGUAAAAUUGUCUAAUAUUGUUAUCCAGCAACUUGAUGAUGCUGCAGGCGAUGUUUCUGGAUUAGCUGUGAAAUGUCUUGCUCCAUUGGUGAAGAAAAUCCGUGAUCAGCAGAUUCUUGAGAUGACUAAUAAGCUUUGUGACAAACUGCUGAAUGGAAAAGAACAACAUCGUGACAUUUCAAGCAUUGCUUUGAAGACAAUUGUUUCUGAAGUUCCUACCUCAUCCAUAGCACAAUCUGUACUUGUAUCCAUAUCUCCAAAGUUGAUAAGAGGAAUAACUUCCCAGGGAAUGCCCACUGAAAUCAAGUGCGAAUGCCUCGAUAUAUUGUGUGAUGUUCUUCAUAAAUAUGGAAAUUUAAUGGCAUCAGAUCAUGAAGUAUUAUUAGGUGCAUUGCUACCUCAGUUGAGUUCCAAUCAUGCCAGUGUCAGGAAGAAGGCCGUUUCAUGUGUAGCGUCUCUUGCUUCAAGCUUGUCAGAUGAUUUGCUGGCAAAAGCUACAGUUGAAGUUGUUCGGCUUUUGAAAAAUAAAGCCAUAAAACCAGAAAUUACACGCACAAACAUUCAGAUGAUUGGGGCUUUAAGUCGUGCUGUUGGCUAUCGCUUUGGUCCCCAUCUUGGAGAUACUGUUCCAAUAUUACUUAGCUAUUGUACAAAUGCAUCGGAGAAUGAUGAAGAGCUUCGUGAGUAUAGCUUGCAGGCUCUUGAGAGCUUUCUGCUGCGGUGUCCCAGGGAUAUUUCUUCCUAUUGUAACAACAUCUUACAUCUUACUUUGGAAUAUCUUAGCUAUGAUCCUAAUUUUACUGAUAACAUGGAGGAAGACACAAAUGAUGAGAGUUAUGUGGUGGAUGAGGAUGACGAGAGCGCUAAUGAAUAUACGGAUGACGAAGAUGUGAGCUGGAAGGUCCGUAGAGGUGCUGCCAAAUGCUUAUCAGCCUUGAUUGUUUCUCGCCCAGAGUUUCUAUCGAGGCUAUACGAGGAGGCUUGUCCGAAGUUGAUUGAUAGGUUUAAAGAAAGGGAAGAAAAUGUCAAGAUGGAUGUGUUUAAUACCUUCAUUGAGUUACUGCGACAAACCGGAAAUGUGACUAAAGGACAGACAGAUUUUGACGAAUCGAGUCCCAGAUACAUGUUGAAGCAAGACGUCUCAAAUAUUGUUCGAUCUGUAAAUAAACAACUGCGUGAGAAAUCUGUCAAAACGAAGGUUGGUGCCUUCUCAGUCUUGAAAGAACUGGUAAUUGUGCUGCCCGAUUGCCUUUCAGACCACAUUGGAUCUAUUACUCCUGGAAUUGAGAAAGCAUUGUGUGACAAAUCCUCUACCUCGAAUUUGAAGUUUGAAGCUCUUGUUUUCACAAGAUUAGUGUUGGCCUCACAUGCCCCUUCUGUUUUCCUUCCGUACAUUAAGGCCAUUUCUGCUCCCAUUAUAUCUGCCGUUGGUGAACGCUAUUACAAAGUUACAGCAGAGGCGUUGAGAGUGUGUGGAGAACUUGUACGUGUUGUGCGACCAAAUAUUGAGGGUUGUGGUUUUGAUUUCAAACCGUAUGUCCAACCCAUAUUUAAUGCCAUAAUGGCCCGCUUGACAAAUCAAGAUCAAGAUCAGGAGGUUAAAGAAUGCGCCAUUUCUUGCAUGGGGCUUGUUGUUUCAACAUUUGGUGAUCAACUUGGUGGGGAUUUACCUGCUUGCCUUCCCGUGUUAGUAGAUCGAAUGGGAAAUGAGAUAACUCGACUUACAGCCGUGAAGGCUUUUGCUGUCAUUGCUGGUUCUCCGUUGCACCUGGAUCUAUCAUGUGUUUUAGAGAAUGUAAUUUCUGAGUUAACUGCAUUCCUAAGGAAGGCUAAUCGAGCAUUAAGACAGGCAACGCUGGGAACUCUAAAUACUUUAAUUGUUGCUUAUGGUGAUAAAAUUGGUUCUUCUGCAUAUGAAGUGAUCGUUGUGGAACUUUCAACUCUGAUAAGCGACUCAGACUUGCAUAUGACUGCUCUGGCCUUGGAACUGUGCUGUACAUUGAUGGCCGACAGUAAAUCGGGUCCAAAUGUUGGUUUGACCGUCAGAAACAAAGUUCUUCCACAGGCAUUGACUCUAGUGAGAAGCUCAUUGCUGCAGGGGCAAGCACUUUUGGCACUAAAGAACUUCUUCCGUGCCUUGGUUUACUCAGCAAAUACUAGCUUUGAUGUGCUGCUAGACUCCCUUCUUUCAACUGCAAAAUCAUCUUCCCAGUCUGGCGGUGUUGCAAAACAGGCUUUAUUUUCCAUUGCUCAAUGUGUGGCAGUUCUCUGCCUUGCUGCAGGUGAUAAAAAAUGUAUGUCUACUGUAAAUAUGCUCACAGAUAUCCUGAAAUCUGACAGCACUACCAAUUCGGCCAAGCAACACCUUGCCUUGCUGUGUUUGGGGGAGAUCGGGAGGAGAAAAGAUUUAAGUACACACACCCAUAUAGAGAAUAUCGUUAUCGAAUCUUUCCAAUCACCUUUUGAGGAGAUAAAAUCUGCUGCCUCUUAUGCUCUAGGAAAUAUUGCUGUUGGAAAUCUACCAAAAUAUUUACCCUUCAUAUUGGACAAAAUUGAUAAUCAGCAGAAGAAGCAAUAUCUAUUGCUCCAUUCCCUGAAGGAGGUCAUAGUGAGACAAUCUGUGGAUAAAACUGAAUUUGAUGAUUCCAGUGUUGAGAAGAUCACCAAUUUGCUCUUUAACCACUGUGAAAGUGAGGAAGAGGGAGUUCGCAAUGUGGUUGCUGAGUGUCUAGGAAAAAUAGCCCUUAUUGAACCAGGAAAACUUGUUCCAGCACUGAAGGAGAGAACAAGCAGUGCAGCUGCAUUCACCCGAGCAACGGUUGUAAUUGCGAUCAAAUAUUCUAUAGUUGAGCGGCAGGAGAAGAUAGAUGAGAUUUUGUACCCAGAAAUCUCAUCUUUCUUGAUGCUUAUCAAGGAUCAUGAUCGGCACGUAAGGCGUGCAGCUGUAUUGGCCUUGAGUACCGCAGCCCAUAAUAAGCCAAACCUAAUAAAGGGCCUGCUUCCAGAUCUCUUGCCACUUCUAUAUGACCAGACGGUAAUUAAGAAAGAAUUGAUAAGGACAGUGGAUCUAGGUCCUUUCAAGCACACAGUAGAUGAUGGGCUUGAAUUAAGGAAGGCUGCUUUUGAAUGCGUAGAUACUUUGUUGGAUAGUUGUCUUGAUCAAGUGAAUCCUUCAUCUUUUAUUGUUCCAUACCUUUUAUCUGGUUUAAAUGAUCAUUAUGACGUGAAAAUGCCUUGCCACCUUAUCCUUUCGAAGUUGGCUGAUAAAUGUCCUGCUGCUGUAUUAGCCGUUUUGGAUUCUUUGGUGGAACCUCUCCAGAAAACUAUUGGCUUUAGGACUAAACAAGAUGCUGUCAAGCAAGAAGUAGAUCGUAAUGAAGACAUGAUCAAGAGUGCCCUCAGGACAAUUUCCUCCUUGAAUCGCAUAAGUGGAGGAGAUUGCAGCCACAAAUUUAAGAACCUCAUGGUUGAAAUUUCUAAGUCCCAAGCACUGUGGGAGAAGUACUCUUCCAUUCGGAACGAAUGA
Messenger RNA from Fraxinus pennsylvanica, 3657 nucleotides. Lineage: Eukaryota; Viridiplantae; Streptophyta; Magnoliopsida; Lamiales; Oleaceae. The record is from the annotation of a GenBank genome assembly.